Messenger RNA from Anopheles coustani, 954 nucleotides. Its product is annotated as UPF0598 protein CG30010. NCBI's taxonomy places the organism in Eukaryota, Metazoa, Arthropoda, Insecta, Diptera, Culicidae. The record is from RefSeq and is a predicted model, not a curated record. Bases 21 to 707 code for a protein of 228 amino acids. The transcript is spliced from 3 exons.
GUAAAAGCAACAGUUUGUUUAUGUUGUUAUUUCUUCGAUGUUCCAUUCCGAUGCACUUGCAUCUAGGUACACUUACAAUGUUUUUAAAACGGUUCUUGAAUAUUUCUACUAUCCAUGUACGUAAUAUAUCGCACGUGCAGGGCCAAUCACCGGCACCGAAGGUGCGCGAAUAUUUUUACUACAUCGAUCACGAAGGCAUGCUGUUCCUGGACGAUGCUAGAAUGAAAAACUUCACUUCCUGCUUCAAAGAGAAAAAGUUUCUGGAAUUCUUUUUCAACCGGCUGAAGGUGAACGAUACCGACCGGUACAAGGAAGAAUUUCCCUUCCUCUCCAUAUGCGGUCGUGAAAGGAACUACAUCCGAUGCGAUGACCUACCAAUUGUGUUUACUCACAUAUUCGAAGACAGUGACAAUGCGGAAAUGAUAUCCUACGCACAUGUCGGUGAUAAGCUGCGAAUUCCAUGGGAACCGAAUCGUGUUUGUAUGUUUCCGGACAGCGGGCGAGUGUACCAUCCAGCUCCGGACCGUUACGGGUCGAUCGGGUUGAUACGCUCCAAGCUUGCAAUUGAGCUUAGUUCCUACUUUACCUUCGAUAACGGAGAAGACCAACCACCAACCAGUUUGCGAUGGAAGAAUAAGGAGUUUGAACUGGAUCAGCACUGGUGGAGGGAAACGUACAUCGGUAAAAGGAAAGCCAAAGUGCUGUAGAAUUGUUACAGUCCAUGCAAUAUCGCAGAGAAGAAAACCUUGUGAUAAUCAUUAGUAUACUUAUAGAAAGAUAAACAUGGUAAAGAUGGUUACUAUGUAAAAAGCGAAAGGUUGUUAAUUUACAUUUUAUUGUUAUUUUCAAACUUUUUUGAAAAAUCGCCCUAGUACGAGGGUAAGUUUCAAAUGACAUGAAUUGUUUGUUCGUUCAAUUAUUUUCGCUUGGAUCUAAUAAAGCUUGUUGCGCAUA